AUGUCCGCUCUCGACGCCAUCGGGCCCGUUUGUGGCCACGCAAUCGAUCAAGACGUUGCUGAUGCAGCCUCAAAUGCGUUAAUUGAUGCCUUGGAUCUCCUGGAUCAAGAGCUCGGUCGCAAACUGGAGACCCCGCUGGACGAGCAUGGCGAAAUCAGCAAGGGAAGCAUGCGAUCGGAGACGCUGAACAACACUGACAACCUUUACUACGUUUGGAGAAUCAUCGACCACUGCUGA
Messenger RNA from Colletotrichum gloeosporioides, 237 nucleotides. RefSeq lists its product as uncharacterized. The coding region runs from base 1 to 237 and encodes 78 amino acids. The transcript is spliced from 2 exons. The record is from RefSeq and is a predicted model, not a curated record. NCBI's taxonomy places the organism in Eukaryota, Fungi, Ascomycota, Sordariomycetes, Glomerellales, Glomerellaceae.